AUGGCCCAACGAGCAAAAGCCAAUGCUGGCAAGAAUAGAAGAGGCCGGGUGACUUUUAUGCUGUUGGGCCUUCUCUUUCUGAAGUUCUCUGUUUUGUUGGUUUUCAUAAGCCUCCUGUUUGUUUUUUAUUCUAAGUUGUACCAACAAGUGUCACAGAUCAGUGGCAGAUCCUGUGAAAAUGAAUGGCUGGAAUUUGAAAAGCAUUGUUAUUUCCUCUCUACUUUUCAACUCACCUGGAAAAAAGCAGAAAAUAUGUGCCUGAACAGGGGAGGCCAUUUAGCUAUUAUCGACAGCCUGAAAGAGCAAAAUUUCUUAGACCAAAGCAGAAGAGAGAGAUUUCUUUGGAUUGGUUUGACCGAUGAAGAGGUGGAAAAUACCUUUAAAUGGGUU
Molecule: messenger RNA, 390 nt
Organism: Staurois parvus
Lineage: Eukaryota; Metazoa; Chordata; Amphibia; Anura; Ranidae
Source: the annotation of a GenBank genome assembly